This is a messenger RNA of Emericellopsis atlantica, 1362 nucleotides long. RefSeq lists its product as uncharacterized. The coding region runs from base 354 to 1190 and encodes 278 amino acids. The record is from RefSeq and is a predicted model, not a curated record. NCBI's taxonomy places the organism in Eukaryota, Fungi, Ascomycota, Sordariomycetes, Hypocreales, Bionectriaceae. Gene Ontology annotation, biological process: cristae formation. The transcript is spliced from 2 exons. Gene Ontology annotation, cellular component: MICOS complex; mitochondrial crista junction.
UCAUAUGGGAUAGGUUUAUUUCGAUGUGGAUUGACUGUCAAGCCAAUCCACGUACUGCUCACUUGGACAACGUAGGCGGCGUGUGGUAUGGUACCGGGUAGGCCAACGGCCAGAGCUUCCGGAACUUUUCGUGUACCGAAAGCUUGCCACGUCAAUCCGUGAACAACCGCCCAACUUUUGUACCGUCGCUACAACCCCCAGGCGCAGACUCAGCAGGCCAAUUGGGAGCUGAAACGAACCGGAAUACUGAAAAAUAGUAUUUCGAUCGCGAGCGAGUUGGAAUCUUCCCCAGACCGGGUCGAACCGCACACAAUUACCUCAUCGCAUCGCUCCCUGCCAACUUUUCGGUCACCAUGGGCUUCACCACGGGUUUUACCGGCGGUGUCGCCCUCACCCUUUCGGUGGCCUACCUCUCCGUCCUGACGCACCAGCGCAACCGCGAACAGCAGGGUGCCGCCCUCCGCGCGCAAGCGUUGGCCCUCCAGUCUCUCGUGGACCCGAUCCCCCAACCGCUGCCGCCGACGAGGUCAGAGGUGGCCGCGGAGCAGCGCGCGCAUACGGUCGAGGUCGCCAAGGACCGCUGGAACCACGAGAUUGAGAACGCAGUGCACUGGGCACAGAACACAGACUGGGACGGUGUGAGGGAGCGCAUCGAGAAGGAGUCUGCGAGGUUAUGGACCAAGGUGACGGGGGAGACGCCGGCUGAGGAGGUCGAACGGGUCAAGGAGACGGCCAAGGUCAAGACGGCCGAUGUCACGGGUGGCGUGGCCGAUGCGGCGCGAGCGGCGUACAGCAAUGCCAAGGCCAAGGGGCUGAGCGUGGAGGAAGCGGCGGAGAACAAGGCGCUCGAGGCGCGACUCAAGUUUGACAAGACGGCGACCAAGGUCGAGUGGGCGGCCGAGGACAAGGCUGUCGAGGCCAGGGGCGCACUGGCAUCGGCGUGGGAGAGCGGCAAGGACAAGGCCAUGGAGCUGGCUGACAAGGCAAAGGCAGCCGUUGGUGCCGCUGAGGAUAAGAUUGAGCCUACAGUGGAUGGAAAGAUCGUGCCUGGGACCACGGCCGUGGAGAAGGCGCUGCACGAGCGGUACUUGCGGCCAGAAGCCAAGGUGAACAAGACGGUCUCGGAGGCGCUGAGUGAGAGGUACAUUCCACUGAGCGAGAGGGACAACACGGUGCUCCGGGGCGUUUGAGGGACUGGGGGGUAUAGAUUGUAGCAGUGAACGGCAUGGUUGCGUUUGUAUCAGGGCAUAGAUCAAUGUACAUGUACGCGCUCUCUGUUGUCAAGUAUGGCGACGCGAUGACCUUGUCGACAGGACCAUGCUAAGGUGCAGGUCUCUCUACAGCCCAGUGCGGACUUCAGGU